AGGGUAAUGACAGCAACAGGGAAGAGUUCAAAGCCACUGGCCACUGCUGUUGAUCAUCAAUGAUAGACUACUCUUUCUUGUGACCCAUUCUUCAGUAAACCCAUCUGUUCUUUUUUACCCUUUUUUUCACUCCCUGCUGAUUCAUGAAAAGUUGACUUCUUUCCAAGAAAAUCACAGGUUUCUUGCUCAGUUCCCACACUGUUUUUUGCCCAGAUUUUGGAAUGUUUCACUGUUUCUUGCUAAAUCAUUAAGAAAUCACAGCUCUGUUGAUUGGUUUCAACACCUUUUAGCUGUAAUUUUGACUUCUUCUUUUCUUUUCUUUUUUUCUUGGGGAAAUAUUUAAGAGAUCCGUAUUUUGGAACUGAUUCAAGAAAGUCGAGAUGUUUACGUGGCUGUUGUUUUGAUGUUUUCUGAAUGGGAAACGUGGAUGAUAUGAUGGAGAAGACUUGCGAGUACUGCAUGUUAUUGAAGCCCGUCGUGUAUUGUAGCGCUGAUGCAGCGCAUCUGUGCCUCUCGUGUGACUCGAAGGUUCACUCGGCUAACGCUCUUUCGAGUCGUCACCCCCGCACCCUCGUGUGCGAGUCUUGCAGGUGCAACCCCGCGUUUGUUCAGUGUUCGGGUCACCGGAUGUUUAUGUGUCGUGAUUGUGACCGAAGCCAUCAUGGCCCGUCUUCCCAGCACCAGAAAAGAGUUAUCAGUAGCUAUUUCGGGUGCCCUUCCGCUAAGGAUUUGGCGGCAUUGUGGGGUUUCGACUUGAAUGAAUUGGAUUCUUCUAGUACUUUCCAGAGCCAGCUGGUUUCCACGUCGAAUAUAACCGUGGAAAGAUUCGAUGAGAGUUCAAACGUUACGAAACGAGGCUCUUUGGGAGUAUCUAAGGCUCUAAAAACGGGCAACCAGCAGGAGAGUAGUUGCCUUAUUCUGCAGCAGAUUCUUGACCUCGAAAGGCUUCAACUGACAGAAGGCAACGAGAACUCGUCUUUAAUUAGCGGUCACGUCCCGAGGGAAUCGUCAAUCAAGUGCAAGAAAGCGUUGAAUGUAAAUAAAACUUUUACUCAGAAUUUGCCUCGCUCACCUGAUCUCGCUCCUGAACUUCAAGAUUGGGCUGCUGAUCCUUUCCCAUCAGCAUUUCCGCAAUUGGAUGGAGACUCGUUUUGGCAAUGCAAAAGUCCAAUCAACAGCAGCCUGCUUUGGCCUCAAAAUAUGCAAGAUCUUGGAGUUUGUGACGAGCUUGGAUGCUUGGAUAGUUUUAACAUGCCCGACGUGGAUCUGACAUUCCACAACAUCGAAGAACUUUUCGGUAGCGAGCAAGAGCUAAAUAAAUCGCUACUUGAUAACGAUUCAUCCAUGGAUAUGUCGUGCAAUGGCUACUCAAAGAUGGUCGAGGAUGUAUCAGCAGCUUCCUCAACUUGCAAAGCCCCGUCGGGCAAUGACGAGAGAGCCAACAAUCCUUCUACGCGUGUUCAUUCUCUUCCCACAGUCAAGGAUUGCCCCCGCCCCAUUAGGCAGUCGUUUUCAACACUAUCCUUCUCUGCCUCGAGGUUUAGCAAUGAAAGCAGUGGUACUGAAUACAUGGACAGUGGACUUUCCCCGUUCGCCAAUGGACUAGAACUCUCGUGCAACUCACAUGACUCCGAGAGCUCACCCUUGGAUGACAAAGAAAACAUUUCAACACGACACAAGGGAAAGAAGAAGAUCCGUCGGCACGACAAAGAAGCUCAGUAUACUCCUCGCAGGCCUCGAUCUAGUAUAAGGAAGAAGGUAAAAGGGCAACUUAUAAAGACGGGAGGCUACGAAUCUGAUGCAGCAAAUGUAGCUAGGAGCAUUUAAAAUUACGCCUUUGAUCAUGUACAUACUCUUUCCUCGGUAAGCCAAGUACGUUCUCCAAAAGUCCCUUCUUUGUUUCUUCAUCGAAUCGUUCAUCUAUGCCUCGUGUAUAAACACUAUUCUUUUCCUAACACAAAAACAAGAAAGAAAAAGAAAAAAAAUAAAAAAACCAAAUGCAUUUUAGCUCUCUGAGGUGAAACAGUUGCCUUGCUGCUGUAUUAUACUGCUCAGUGAAUCUGUAGAUACAUUGCUAUAAUGCUUUUCCAGUGCUUAUUGUACUCUAUACAUCAUUUUCAUUUCUUGUUGGUGUUACAAGUUUUUCUGGUUUCUGAUGA
This is a messenger RNA of Ipomoea nil (Japanese morning glory), 2159 nucleotides long. RefSeq names its product putative zinc finger protein At1g68190. NCBI's taxonomy places the organism in Eukaryota, Viridiplantae, Streptophyta, Magnoliopsida, Solanales, Convolvulaceae. The transcript has 7 exons. The coding region runs from base 415 to 1827 and encodes 470 amino acids. Gene Ontology annotation, molecular function: zinc ion binding; protein binding. The record is from RefSeq and is a predicted model, not a curated record.